Molecule: messenger RNA, 3455 nt
Organism: Frankliniella occidentalis (western flower thrips)
Lineage: Eukaryota; Metazoa; Arthropoda; Insecta; Thysanoptera; Thripidae
Product: histone-lysine N-methyltransferase 2D-like
Exons: 11
Coding region: 336-3008 (890 amino acids)
Biological process (GO): regulation of Toll signaling pathway; innate immune response; central nervous system formation
Cellular component (GO): extracellular region
Molecular function (GO): growth factor activity; Toll binding
Source: RefSeq, a predicted model, not a curated record
CCCCGCCGGCUCCUCCAGUGCGUCUUGCAGUCCUGGCCGCGCCGGUAGUCCCCGUGGCGUCACUGAGUGUCGGUACCGAGUGCCCGCGGCCCGUGCCUCGCCCUCGGCCGCCCUGGUCGCUGCGCCCCUAGGAUGGCCCCGAGGCGACCGCGCCGCCGGACUAACGCCGUACAUAGGGUCAGGGUCAGGAGAAGUUCCCCUGCUAGCGUGUGUGUGAAGUGCUAGUGAGUGUGUGCUACGAAAAGCUUGUGGUGGAGAGCAGUGAGUGCUAGUGCGGUGGACGUCAGGUCCUUGUGAGUUCUCAGAGCCAGUUGUGGGAUUACAUCGCCGUCAUCAUGAGAACGCCAGUGCUGUUGGUAGUCGCGCUGUUACUUUUGGCACCAUGCGUGCGACCAGAAGAGGGCGAGUCAACUGAUCGACUGGACGACUUCAGCGACAUUUCACUAGACGACAAUGAAUCGGAAUCCGCAGCAGCCGACCUCUCGCACCUGUCGGACGACGAGUUCCUCGCGGGCGACGGCGACGUACCCGGCCGCCGGCCCGGGGAGCAGCCGGCCUCGUCGGCGGCCGCGGACAAGUCGGCGCUCAUGCUGCGCGUCAUGGGCGCAGCGCUCAAGCGGCCCGGCAUGACCCAGCGCUUCGGCCAGAUCCUGCCCAUCCUGAGGGUCAUGAGCCCGCCGCAGCGGCUCGCGCUCGUGUCGCUCGUCAUGCAGCAGGCCAUGGUGCCCAGGGACGUGCCGGACCCACCCCUCGAGAUGGCCAUGCGGCUCGGCGCCACCCCCGACGGCAGCAGCAACCUCACGUCGCAGCUGCUGCUGCCGCUGAGCGCCGACAUCGCCCACAUCUUCCGCGGCACCGGGCUCGAGGACAACGUGCAUCAGCAGGGCGCGCCGCAGCCGCCGCCCCAGGGCCGCAGCGCAGGCGGCCACCCCUACCGGCCACAGAUGCCGCGGUGGAGAGGCGCCGGGGUCGCCCCCGCAGCCCCUGCCGCCAUGCCCCCGCCCCUGCUGGGGCCGCGGCCGCCUCCGCCCCCGCCGGCCCCGCAGGAGGGGGCCCAGACACAGCGACCGCAGCGACGCUACGGCGAACUUGACCGCCAGCAGCCGCCCCCGGGCCCGCAAGGCCCCCCAGGGGUGAACAGGAGGAACGCCCACGUGCCUCCCAGCACAGACAUGGUGCCGCCGCCGCCGCCGGGACGCGUGGCGCCCACCACCUUCCGCCCCUUCAGCGCCGCGCCCAGCACCACCACCACCGGGCUGCUGGGCGACCACCACGGCUGCAACCUCUUCUCCGACACCGUGUGCGCCAGCGUGGACCACUACCCCGAAGACGCCAUCCUGGCCAGCAUCCACGCCGACAAGCACACUGUGGACGCCCUGCUGACCGACAAGCUCCCGCCGGCCCAGCCCCCAGCCGUGGGCCGCUCCGUGCCGCUGGAGGCGCAGAGGCGCCAGGAUGACGACUACCCCUCGGACUCGCCCCAGGAGCUGGACAGCCAGGACGGCGCCGAGGACACGCACCUCUGCCCCUCCGUCAUCAAGUACGCGCGGCCGCAGCGCGCGCGCGCCACCAGCGGCCAGUGGAAAUUCAUCGUCAACACGGCCGAGCACACGCAGACGCUGCGCCUCGAGAAGUGCACGCGGCUGGAGGAACCCUGCCAGUACAUGUCAGACAAGGUGCGGUCGCACUGCACCCAGGUGUACAACUACCACCGCCUUCUCACCUGGGACAGGGAACUCGGCCUGCACAUGGACAUCUUCAAGGUGCCCACCUGCUGUUCGUGCCAGGUCAUUAAGUCACCGUUCAUCACGUCCAACUCGGUAGCCCGUCGGCCCCCCUCCCUCGGCCAGGUAGGUCAGUCCUUCGCCGGGAGUCAGCCCGUGCCGUCCUACCAGCAGCAGAAACAGCAGCAACAACAGCAACAACAGCUCCAGCAGAAACAGCAGAAACAACAGCACCUACAGCAGCUGCAGCAGCAACAGCAGCAGCAGCAGCAGCAGCAGCAGCAGCAGCAACAGUACCUACAGCCGAUCACUGACUACUCCCACCAGCACGAGUCUGUAGUCGCGUCUGAAACAGGUCGCCCUGCCCACCCGCAGUACGCGCUCAAGCCCUUCAGCCAGCAGGUGGAAGAGUCGAGACCAGUGCGGGACUCGGUGCGCGACUCGCUCCGGGACACGGGGCGCGACCCGUCACCAACCAGGACGUCGACGGGCUCAAAGCCGACCUGGCCGUUCCGGAGGGCGGCCACCAGGCGGCCCCCGGUGCAGCAGCAGCAACAAGGUGGCCAGGGGCACGGGCCGCAGUACGGGCUGCAGACCCUGGAGGAGAGCCCAGCCCCGGGCGACCACUUGCCGCAGUACCCGCCGCUGCACCACGACUACGACUACCCGCCGCACGCGCCGCAGGCCGGCAGGAGGACGGGCUCCGUCCGCAACAGGACCAGGGUGGCGCCGCCGCAGGACGACGACCCCGACGACCUGACGGCGGAGGGCACGCAGCGCCGGCCCGUCCCCGUCAUCCUGAGCCCCGAGGGCGCCGCCGUGCGCGUGCCGGCGCCCGCCCUGGCCAGCGCGGCCACGAGCAAGCGGCCGCCUCCCCCCGUGCUCCCGCCGCGGCUCGAGACGUACCGGCCCCGGGCCACCACGACCGCGGCCACCAGCACGGCGGCAACCACCACCGCCGCGCCCAUCAUCAUCCCGACCAGCACGGCCGCGACGGGCAUCGCCAGCGCGCCCACCAAGCGCGUCAACUACAGCUACCACCCCAUCAUCGACUUCUUCCGGCCGCUGGAGAAGCAGAUGUCGGCGCAGGAGCCACGGCACGGCGGUCACGCCCGCCCCGCCGCGCUAGCCGCGCCGCCCCCGGGGCCGCCGGGACCCCCAGCCCAACAGCUCAAAGAGGUCGCCGAGCAGAGGACGGCCCCCGACGACUUCCCCCUCCCGGGGCCCAGCUGGUCCGCGCAGCAAGGCGACUGGAACCCCAUCACCAGAACACCAGAAUCAUAGUCCUUCUCCCCUCGAGCCCUGUGUCGGUAAUCUCGUGAACGACGCGAGUGGUGACAAGACAUUGGAAUCAUACUGACCAGGAGGCCGACAUAGUGGACGUUGUCGGCAGGCGGACGAGGGAUGGCGAUGGCACGCUGUCGACUGUCGUCCAAGGCAGGAUGAAACGGAAUGAGUGAUUCGACGCAACGCUGCAACAUCCCGUGAGCUGUGAACAAUUUUAUAAAAAUCAGCAACAGUGGAAUGUUGUUUGCGUAGCAGUUUUCGCGAAGACGUUGACACUUCUACCCGAGUGAACAGUGAAAGCAGAUUGAAAACAUUAAUUUAUUGGUGAAAUUAGUGGAUAAUCUUAAUUUAUUUUCAGCGGACUACGAGCGCUUGCAUCUUCGAGACUUCGAGACCAAUAAUGUACAAAAGUGGAAUAAAAUCUAUACUUUAAAAAGAUCCAUA